Molecule: messenger RNA, 2744 nt
Organism: Bombus huntii
Lineage: Eukaryota; Metazoa; Arthropoda; Insecta; Hymenoptera; Apidae
Product: modifier of mdg4-like
Exons: 5
Coding region: 480-1676 (398 amino acids)
Biological process (GO): regulation of transcription by RNA polymerase II
Cellular component (GO): nucleus
Molecular function (GO): DNA binding; protein binding
Source: RefSeq, a predicted model, not a curated record
UGAGGGCGCUGGCGGUGUAACCUUUACUGGUUUGGUACAAAACUUCGGGAUAUACUCAUCUUUUACGGAAGGCAGCAGUAUAUGUCCAGAAUUAUCAGUAGAAGAAGACGGCGAAUGUGAUACUUCAGGAAAGUCAGGAGAAGUACAAGAUAUUGGCCAUUUUACAUACAAAUAAAUAAUAGAAAAUGUAUAGCGUUUCGAAGAACGUUUCUAAGCUCGCGCGCAAUUCAAUAGAGCAUGGCGGCCAUAUUGACUGUGUUCUCCCAACCCAGUGCCAAGGAUGUUUGUGCGUGCCUGGCACCACUGCUGUUACAUCGCGGUCGUUGUCGUCAACGUCGUCGUUGUCGUUGUUAUUCUUAUUAUCGUCGUCAACGUUGCUCCCGUCGUUGAAUAGUAAUAGCCAUUGACGUGCAGAGAUAUCGAAUAGUUCAGGACACGGUGAUAACAUUUUGACAGAAUUGACACUUUCUGUUCGCGAGAUGUCAAAUCAAAUAUGUCUAAAAUGGAACAGUUUUUUAAACAACAUAGCAACGAGUUUCGAAAGUCUCUGGGAAGAGGAAGGUUUAGUAGAUGUGACAUUGGCAAGUGAUGGACAGUGUCUUACUGCUCACAAAGUGAUUCUCUCAGCAAGUAGUCCAUUCUUUAAAAAAGUUUUCCAGACAAACCCUUGUCAACAUCCAGUCAUAAUACUUCAAGAUGUGCACUUUAGCGAACUAGAAGCCUUACUUAUAUUUAUAUAUAAAGGAGAAGUAAAUAUCGAGCAAAAGAAUUUGCCAGCGCUUUUAAAAGCUGCAGAGACACUGCAAAUUCGUGGUCUUUCGGGAGGGGAUAUAUUUGCUAAGGAAUCUUAUAAAAGAUUAGUGGAAUUGGAACAAGCGGUGGAAGAAGGAGCAGCUACUGCCAAGGAAGAAACUCCAAAAAAAAAACAAAAAUUAAACAAACAUCAGAAUUCUAUAUUAGAAUCAGCACUGACACCUAAAGUAUCGCAAGUAGAGAGCACGGAUGAAUCUACGACCAGUGAACAGAGUGGCAAAGAGGGAGAUUAUUUAUUGCAGAAAAAUAUGCAAAAUCCGAUAUAUCAUCGUUUAGAAAUGAAGAUAGAACCAUUAGAAACUGUGCUAGAAGAUUCUCAAAAACAAUCUGCAACGGACAAGGACCCAACAGAAAGGUUAGACACAGGGCAACUCGUUGGGAGUCAAGGGGGAUCCGUGUCUAAAGCAGGCUGUGCUCUGAUGUGUGUGGCAGGGUCUGGGAACAGCCCUGCUGAAGACAUUUCCGGUUUAUCUGGGUUAUCCGGCCUAACUGGAUUCUCGGACGUGAAGCCACUGCUAUACGCGUAUCAGCAACUACCUUACGCCGAUCUUCUGCCGAGUCCGGAGAUAAUCUCAACGUGGGCAUCCUCUCGACCGAUGGAUCAUUUGGCCUGUGACCUUAUGAAGAUCCUUUUUACCCCGGAGGAGAGGAUUCUUUGUAACGUAAACGGCAAGAUGGGAAAACAGCAGUUCGAUAGUAACAAAAUACAUUUGAUAAGAGAAGUUUUGCUGCACUUUAGUGGUAUUGCACCUAAUAGCGUGGAAUGGGAGGAAACUUGGAAAAAUUGCGUAACUAAAAUCGAUACUAGCAAUAGGGGUUUGAAGAGGUAUCUAUUCCAAAGGCGGUCGGUUUAUACUCAAUGACUAGGGCGUUUCAGGUCAGGGGUAAAACGGAAACGUUUUCACUGGCUAGAAUGAGGUGUUUCUAUCACUGAUUCGUCGUUUCGAUUGUCUAAGAUCAUCUAGGAUCAUCUUAGAUCGCCUCGAACGUUUCCAUAUCCUUUCUUUUUAAAGAAGGAUGCGAGUAGGUGGAGCGAGAAAAUGGCACGAAAAAGUAGAAUGUGUUCAAAGAAAGAGUAGAGGAACGGGAAGCAUUCUAGGCAUGGUCCAACUACUUAUAUAUAUGCUUCACGUUUGUUUUCACGGGGCAAAUGAUCGAGUAAUUUUACACUAAUUUUAUUUUUUACCAUUGUCUUUCGUUCUGAUAACGAUCACGCAACACGUGCUCCGGAGACUUGUUUCACGGCUGAGGAAGUCGAUCGUUCCAUUUUUUGAUUCCUUUGAUUCUCUUUUUCUUUGUACCUUGCAUCUCGUACGUUGUGCAACGCAACAUUCCUUCCAAUUCUCCAUUUACAAUGUUCACGCAGAUGUGCACUCUCGCCGUAGACGAUCUACAUAACACGAUAUUAAUAGUAAUCGCGUCGUGUCGUAAGGACCCCGCAGAGUUUUUUACGCUCAAAGACGCGACAACUAAGAUCACAUUUGUUAUUGUACGCGCGUAGAUGGAUACAUAGGUGAAGGUGCUUACGUUUACCUUCGUACACACUAUAUACGCGUGCGUGCAUAAUUGCGCUUCGCAUUAUUGACGACUUUAAAAAAGACGAAUACGUCGAAACUAUUACGAUGGAAGUAGUAAUAUAAGAUAUGCUUUUACGAUGUUUAAGGCGUUUAAUAUGCCGUGACGAAACUUCACGCAAACGAUUCGCAGCUAUCGAUAGCACACAAUCUUAUUCUAUCGUUUAUUUUGAAUCAAACGAACACAUAAAUCUGGUUUUCCCAUUUAUUUGUUAUCUUUCUGUUUUUUUCUCGUUUGAUCUUGAGAAGGUACGAAAUGCUUCGAGUUGACUGUUAUUUAAAUCUAUGCGAUUGUAGACAAAAUACACACAUACACGAAAACGACUGGUUGCAAAUAAACCUAUUUUACAUUUUUAA